Molecule: messenger RNA, 981 nt
Organism: Mercenaria mercenaria
Lineage: Eukaryota; Metazoa; Mollusca; Bivalvia; Venerida; Veneridae
Exons: 1
Coding region: 1-981 (326 amino acids)
Biological process (GO): DNA recombination; DNA integration
Molecular function (GO): DNA binding
Source: RefSeq, a predicted model, not a curated record
AUGCAGGAUGCGGGAGUUUGCAACAAUGAAAUGGACAAUAUUGCUAGUAAUAUGGCAAGUUAUUUAUUGCAAUCACGUGCAGGAAGUACAACAACAAAAUAUAAAAACUGUUUUACUUUAUUUGAAGAAUAUUGUAAAGUGAAUUCACUUACGGCACAACCCGCGAAACCAAUUAUUGUUGCUAUGUAUAUAGUGAACUUAUUAGAUCAAGGAAAGUCGUAUCACGUUAUUUCUUCGGCAUUUUAUGCAAUCAAAUGGGUACACAAGCUAAAUGAACUGUUAGAUCCUACUGAAAGUAGUAUUGUUCAAAAUUUGUUAGAAACAGCGAAGAGGAUUCGUUCUACGCCAACUUCAAAGAAAGAUGUGGUUGAUACUGAAAUGUUAAAAACUUUAUGUUCUUUGUAUGAAAAUUCUGUAGACGUUGUAGAAUUGAGAGAUCUUUCAAUGAUUUUACUAGGGUAUGCAGGAUUUCUCAGGUUUAAUGAACUGAGCAAUUUAUUAUGUAAAGAUAUAGAAUUUAAGAUUGAUCAUCUUAAUGUCAAAAUACAAAAAAGCAAAACCGAUAUAUAUAGAUCUGGCAAAGAAGUAUUAAUUGCUAAAGGCUCUUCUGUAGCUUGUCCGUAUUUAAUGUUGCAAAGGUAUAUGACCGCAGUUCACUUGUCAGAAACUUCAGAUAAUUAUCUUUUUAAACCUGCUUUUAGAUCAAAAGGAAAAUCUUCACUCAUCAAACAAAAUAAAAAAUUAAGUUAUACAAGAGCAAAAGAAUGUAUUGUGAAAAAGCUUAAGGUAGUUGCUCCUAAUCUUAAGUUGGGAACUCAUUCCUUAAGGGCAAGUGGUGCUUCCAUGGCUGCAAAUGCAUCGGGCGUUUCCGACAGGUGUCUUAAACGCCAUGGUCGAUGGAAAUCAGAUCAAGCAAAAGAUGGUUACAUUGAAGACUCGUUAGGAAAGAGAUUGUUUAUAACCAAAAUGUUAAAAAUGUAA